AUGGGUAAAGCUCGAAAAGCCCCUGUGAAGCAGAGUAAUAAAAAGAUGAAAACUUUCACCAAGUUAUCAACAAUACCGUCAAAAAAGGUGCAAAAUGCUAAACAACAGCAACAAAAACAACAGCGGCCUCAAAUUCCAUUUCGACCUUCUGAUCGGAUCUUACUAAUUGGCGAAGGAGAUUUCUCAUUCGCAUUAUCUCUUGCGACUCACCAUAAAUGCCGAAAGAGACUUAUGGCCACCUGCUAUGAUAGCGAGGAGAAGAUACUUGAAAAAUACCCUGAUGUCAAGGGCCAUAUUGAGCAACUCGAAGCUUUUUCUUCAUCGUCGAGGGGCGGGAAGGGUGACUUAAAGCGCAAACGAGAUAACGGCGAUGAUGAAGAGAACCCAGAAGAAGCAAGCGAAGAAUCACAGGGUGGAGGCACUACUAAAUCGUCGGAGCCUGAAACUAAGACUAAGUUGAUUCAAACUUCGAACUCGCCUCUAUCCUCGCCCAAGGUAGUCUUUUCAAUCGAUGCUCGAAAACUAGGUGCUACUGGAGGAGGCGGUAAAUUAAUCCGUAGUGGAUUUCCUGCCCCAAGUCAAAGACCGAGCUACUCAAACCGAUCCAAACAAAAAGGUAGCCUGCCAGGCCAUGGGGGCGAGGAAGGAGGACCAUGGGAUAUUAUAUGUUUCAAUUUCCCACACGUUGGCGGGUUAAGUACGGACGUGAAUCGACAGGUCCGAUCAAACCAGGAACUGCUAGUUGGAUUCUUCAAGGCCUGUGUGCCUCUUCUCUCGAUCCCGAGUUCAAAUGAUGACUGGUCUGAUUUCGACGAGGAUCAAUAUUUUGAGGGAGAGGAAGACGAAGAUGAUGCGGGUUCCGAGUCUGAUGAGGUGAGAUACAGACCUAGAAAGGAGCCUGGUCAUAUCAUUGUGACUCUAUUCGAAGGAGAGCCGUAUACCCUAUGGAAUAUCAGGGAUCUUGCCCGUCAUGCUGGUCUACGUGUUGUAACUAGCUUCAAGUUUCCAUGGACUAGCUACCCUGGAUAUUCACAUGCGCGGACAAUAGGUGCCAUCGAAGGGAAGGAUGGUGGGAGAGGCGGAUGGAAGGGCGAAGAGAGGGAGGCGAGGAGUUAUGUGUUUGAACGGAAGGGGCUUGAAAAUGAAAAUCCCAAUGCUGGAAAGCGUAAAAGGAAAGGGAGGGAGUCCGAUAGCGAGAGCGAUUAG
Arthroderma uncinatum is the source of this 1206-nucleotide messenger RNA. RefSeq lists its product as uncharacterized. Bases 1 to 1206 code for a protein of 401 amino acids. Lineage: Eukaryota; Fungi; Ascomycota; Eurotiomycetes; Onygenales; Arthrodermataceae. The transcript has 2 exons. The record is from RefSeq and is a predicted model, not a curated record. Gene Ontology annotation, molecular function: rRNA (uridine-N3-)-methyltransferase activity. Gene Ontology annotation, biological process: rRNA base methylation. Gene Ontology annotation, cellular component: cytoplasm.